Molecule: messenger RNA, 729 nt
Organism: Penicillium bovifimosum
Lineage: Eukaryota; Fungi; Ascomycota; Eurotiomycetes; Eurotiales; Aspergillaceae
Exons: 2
Coding region: 1-729 (242 amino acids)
Source: RefSeq, a predicted model, not a curated record
AUGGAAGAACCACAUAGCACCCAGACCACCGUGGAUCUGAUGAUUUUCGACUACUUCGUCUGCAUGGCCAUCAGCAGGAUCUUCGUAGCGAUACGCCAGGGACUUUCGAUUGAACAUGUUCAAUGGUUUGCGGACAUGGUUGAACUCUUCCACCGGUUGCUUAUUCAUCGAGGUGCCCUAGAGUCUCCUCUGCCCUGGGACUUAGAACUUAAGCUGCGAAUCUUCGACCUAGCCAGUCUCUUUCUGCACUGGGAGCCUCCCAAAGAUCGCGAACUCGAUUUAUUCACGCCUUUGUCCGAUAUUGCAGUUGAUUUCAUGGACCUCUGCCACUCCGCUAUUGACAAUGUAUCCAACACACGCUGGUUCGAUCUGGGGGCCCAUCUCAUGGUUCACGCGAUGCUAGAAGAAGACGUUCGCUUCCCAGACCAACUACGCAGACUCUACAACUGGACAGCCAACGACCUUGAACUUGAUGCGCAUUGGGAGAUGAGCCGUGCAUCGGUCUUGAAGCACAUGCCACCCCCACACGGUACCGCGGGACCAGUCAGCCGAGAGGGGCUUCAUGAGACGUUCUCCAUGGAUUUCCUACAGGAACAUUUCGUCGAGUUCUUCGAAGAUCUUAUGGAGGGGUUAGAUGUACCUGUUAUUCUGCAGCUAGAGUGUGGUCAACUAGAAGGUUUGACCCGGGAGGAGACCCAGCGGAUUCGAGACCAGUGUGGUGUCUUCUAA